Eruca vesicaria subsp. sativa (arugula) is the source of this 651-nucleotide messenger RNA. The record is from the annotation of a GenBank genome assembly. Lineage: Eukaryota; Viridiplantae; Streptophyta; Magnoliopsida; Brassicales; Brassicaceae.
AUGAGAAUAGUGGGCCUAACGGGAGGCAUAGCGUCUGGGAAGAGUACAGUCUCCAACCUCUUCAAGGCUAGUGGCAUUCCUGUUGUGGAUGCUGAUGUCAUUGCUCGAAAUGUACUGAAGAAAGGAAGCGGUGGAUGGAAAAGAGUAGUUGCAGCUUUUGGGGAGGAGAUUCUUCUUCCUAGUAGAGAAGUGGAUCGGCCAAAGCUUGGUCAGAUGGUCUUCUCUUCCGAUUCCAAACGCCAAAUUCUAAACAAGUUGAUGGCUCCGUACAUAUCAUCUGCUAAGAUGGACAAAUGGAUAAAACCCAUUGUUGUAGUGUGGGUUAGUCAAGAAACACAGCUCAAAAGACUGAUUAAGAGAGAUGGACUGAGUGAGGAAGAUGCAAGAAACAGAGUGAUGACUCAGAUGUCUUUUGAUUUGAAAAGAAACAGAGUGAUGGCUCAGAUGUCUUUUGAUUUGAAAAGAAGCAAAGCUGAUAUUGUGAUUGAUAAUAAUGGCGGUCUCGACGAACUCCACCAACAGUUCGACAAGGUCUUAUCUGAGAUCACAAGACCAUUGACAUGGAUUGAGUUUUGGCGUUCAAGGCAAGGUGCCUUCUCGAUCCUUGGUUUGGUGACUUCUGGACUCUUUGUUUACAAACAGCUCAAUUAG